UUAUGUUUUUUUUUCCGUGGGGUUUUACAAUAAAAAAUUAAAAAGAAGGGGAGAAAAUAACACCGAUGGCUCUCCAAAUGAAGGAUUCGAAUUCGACGGCCUUCGCGUCUAGGGAUUCUUUUCUUGGGGUUCUUUAGGUUCCAAUCUCGUCCGACCGUUUGGGAUUCGCCGGACUUCGUCGGGAUCUCGUCGGCGACGGAUUUCAUCGCGUUCUAGGGCUUUUGGUUUAUCGUUCCAUUUCGGAUAGGUUCGUGUUGUUGGGGAGAUGGCGGCUUCUUUGUUGGAGCGUGCCACCAGCGACAUUCUAUUUCCUGUUAUACUCGCUUGUGGUUUGGAUUGCACGAAAGGAUCUCAUCUCUUUCCUCAGAAUAUUUACCUUCAGGAGGUAACCAGUGGGCAACAAAGGAACGUAGAGUGCCCUCGAUACAGCUCGUCCUUCUCCAGGUCUCUUGGAACAGCUGAUCAAAGCUGCAGGCAUCAGCGGCAAGACACUAGAUUUUGUGGGUGGCACUGGAGAUCUUAACCGCUCUCUUGGUCAAGGAGUAAAGCAUAAACUUGUGGCAGGGGUGGGGAGGAAACCUAGCUGAUUCCCUUGCACUGCAAGUCGGAAAGAGACCACCACCGCCACCGCCACCACACUCUUAACCCUUCCAAGCCAAGCCAUCCGAAGCAAGCAUACAAGUCACCGCCUCCUUUCCUUCUCUCCUCCACUUCUCCUCUAGGUUUAAAUUAGAUCCAUAGCCCCGACAAAUGAACUACAUUAUCUCAGGGAGUCAGAGCAAUCACUUAGUAAUAGAGGGCGAGAAGAUGUCGUGCUUCUCCCUGCUUCUUAUGCUGAUGUUAGUUGUACUGAUGAUGGGGGCCGUGUCCAAAGGUGAUGACAAUUUUGCCCCAUCUGAGGAUAUCGGGCCCUGGACGGUCGGUACGGACGGCGAGGAAGAGCAAGAAGGAGACGAGUAUGAUGAAUUGGACUCCCUACCGGCAUGGGGAAGCGAGCGGGUUGGGAGGAUCCCUGUCAAUGUCGACAGCUUUGGUGCUGUAGGGGAUGGAGUUGCAGACGAUACCCAGGCAUUUCUAGAGGCUUGGGAAACGGCAUGCUCCAUAAAGAAUGCAGUUUUCCUAGUGCCCGAGCGGCGCCGUUACAAAGUCAACGCAACCAGGCUACGAGGGCCGUGCGAAAGGAAGCUACUCAUCCAGGUGAGCGGGACAAUUGUAGCCCCUGAUGAGCCAAACGACUGGGACCCGAAGAACCCAAGGACAUGGCUAUCUUUCUCUAUGCUGAAGGGCGUCAGGAUCCAGGGCGGUGGGAUUAUCGACGGCUCAGGCAGCAAAUGGUGGGCGUCAUCCUGCAAAAUCAACAGGACCAGUCCAUGCAGAGGAGCUCCAACGGCACUGACCAUAGAUUCAAGCUCAAAGGUAAGGGUGAAGGACCUCACCAUCCAGAAUGCACAGCAGAUGCACUUCACCAUCUCCCGAUCUGAUGCCAUACGAGUGUCUGGGUUGCGUGUGAGAGCUCCACAAGACAGCCCUAACACAGAUGGCAUUCAUAUCAGUGAAUCCACCAAUGUUGCCAUCCAGAACUGCCACAUUGGAACAGGGGACGACUGUAUCUCCAUUGUGAAUGCUAGCUCAAUUAUCAAGAUGAAAAACAUUGUGUGUGGGCCAGGGCAUGGAAUCAGCAUAGGGAGCCUCGGGAAGGACAAUGCGACUGCCAUAGUUACAGCAAUCGUCUUGGACACAGCAACACUUACAGGCACUACCAAUGGCCUUAGAAUCAAAACCUGGCAAGGAGGAUCAGGCUAUGUUAAAUCAGUGCGCUUUGAAAAUGUGAAGAUGGAUGAUGUUGAGAACCCAAUCAUCAUCGACCAAUUUUACUGUGAUUCUCCAACCAGUUGCAAGAACCAGACAUCGGCAGUGAAGAUAAGCCAAGUCCUCUACAGGAACAUAAGUGGGACCUCAAGGACUCCUAAUGCCAUGAAAUUUGCUUGCAGUGACACAGUACCAUGCAGCAACAUUGUGUUGAACAACAUAAAUUUAGAGAGAGAAAAUGGCAUUGUAGAGACCUUCUGCAACUGUGCCAUGGGAUUUGACUAUGGGUUUGUGCGGCCAGCGGCAGAUUGCCUUCGCAAUGCUAAAAAUUCCCGCUGUGAUGGGACAAAGAAUGACAACCAAAACCAAACUUAUGAUCCCGUGCAUACAGAGCUAUGAUCUCUCUAUAUCAUAUCAAGGUAUCAUAUUACAGACCACGAUAGGUGGAGACCACAAAAACCGUACUUACAAGUACGCCUACAUGUUACUGAGUUCUGGCAUAUUGAAUAGAAAGAUUUAGUGGAAGAAUUUGAGCUAUUGAAGCAGACACAAGCUAGCGACUUUGACGCAUAUAUCUUAGGCAAUCAAAAAUGGUAUAGAAGAAAGAAAUCGAUGUACUUGAACUCUAAAGAUAUCCUGUAUGACUUUUAAGGAACAACCGUAUUUGUCCAUGCUUCAUAAAUGGAAACAGAAAUCACAAGGACACUCUUUCUGGACUAUUGGAUCCAGGGGAUGUAAAACCCAUACCACUACCAUGUCAAUUGUAGAAGCAUUUAUGCAGCAAUUAUUGUUCACAAACUUUUGUGUGGAUAAUAUUUUUAAAUUACCUUCUAUAUGAUGGGAAACGUGAUUUGAAAAGGCUCAGUUUGAGCACUGAAAGCUUCUGCAAUAACAGAUAUCUGUAUGGGAAGGUGAUA
Molecule: messenger RNA, 2726 nt
Organism: Elaeis guineensis (African oil palm)
Lineage: Eukaryota; Viridiplantae; Streptophyta; Magnoliopsida; Arecales; Arecaceae
Source: RefSeq, a predicted model, not a curated record